AUGUCAUCUCGCGAUACGACCGACGACGAAGAGAUUGCGAUUGAGAUGCAAAGGCAACGACGGGGAGUUCGUACCAAUAACAACCCGUUCGCCGGGGCACGAGAUGAAGGAGACGAAAGAGAAGAAGACUUUUCGGUCUUACGACGAGCGGUGGAGGAAGCGCAGUAUCCGAGCUACCAUCGAAACAGCGCGCAAAACGACGAAGAAGACGACGACGACGACGACGAGAAGAUUAAGAAGAAGAGUGAUUUUAAACAGCCAAAACCACCCUCGAAGGCACGAACUUCGUCGUCGCAACCCGCGGUGGACGAGGACGAGAUCGACGAUUACGCGCGAACGUUAGGGGCGAGCUCUACGUUUUUCUGCCCGGUGAGUUUAGAGUUGUUGAAAGAUCCGGUGGUUGUGAGAACCGGGCAAACGUACGAGCGAGCGAGCGUGGAGGACUGGAUCCAGAGAGGCGGAAGGACGUGCCCGGCGACGGGGCAACCGCUCGCGGAAGCGAACGAGUCCAUCGUGAGGAUGGCGCCGAAUUUCGCUCUGAGAAGCGCCAUACAAGAGUGGGCGAGGAGGACGUGUCCGGAGAUUCUGAACGAGUCUGGAGACGUGAGAGGUUUGAAAGGGUCGCCGGUGGUUGGGAUGACCGAGAUGCGACUGGUGAGCGCGGCGGAGUUGAGAGAUAUCGAAUCGAAUCCCACGGCGCCGCCGGUUAUCGGUCGUCGCGGAGAUACUCUUAACGAUUCGAAUGCCAGUGCCUCUACGUCGAGGAGAUCGACUAUUGUUCGCCGGAUGAUGAGCCUGUCGAGCGCGGUGCCGACCUUUAUCGCGAACGUGAACAGGGAAAUUACCAGGACUCAACACUUUGUAAAUCAAACGCAACGACGCGUUUUUGACGCAAUCGACGGGAGAAGGAACCCGUCGCGGAAUAAUGAUAGCAACGAUAGUAACACGAACAGCAACAACAAUAAUGGAAGCAGCAGCGAUAAUAACAACCAGCAACAACAAAACGGAAGCUACUGGAUGCAUAACGAGGAGAUCCCUCCGGAAUUACCGUCGACGUACCGAUCGAUACAGACUGGUCCGCCCAUUCGAAGAGGCGACUCGUGGUUCUACCCGGUCGCGCCUUCUCGAGACGAAGCGGCGUUCCACGAACGUAACAAUUUUGGAUUCAGAAACCCGCAAACGCACCAAAACUGGAUCGAGAUAAGGCGAGACGGCGACGCGGUCGAAACCGCCGUGGCGUACCGAGUGAGUCUGAGAUUACUUCCCGUCAUGCGAAACCAGCAACACGUUCGAUGGGUAUUCCUCUUUGCCGUGUUACUCUCGAUGAUGUACGGCGUUCAGAUUGUGUUUUGCAACUCAGCGUCGUGGUCAACCGACGGCAACGCCUUCAUGGGGCCGUCGAAGUUUGAAAUGGCCAAAUCAUCGUGCAUAGCCGGAAAUCUAGGUUGGUUAGUCACGGAGAAGACUGAAAUUUGGCGCUUGUUUACGUCCAUCUUCGCGGUCGGGAACGUAGUGACGUUCGUGAUCACCUUACUCGCCCUCCUAUUCAUAGCGGCUCCUAUCGAGAGAAAUAUUGGUGGGUACAUCGCUAUACCGCUAUUUUGCGGCCCGUUCGUGGGUAUUCUAGCGUCCACGUACUUCUUGAACGACCACGUCACCACGGGCGGGUUAUCCUCCAUCGCCGCCAUCCUUCCGCUGUGCUACGCGGAUUACUGGAAAACGAAGGAGUUAUCCUUCAUACACUGCUUUGGUUUCGCGAUAUUCAUCAUCGUCAUCUUAUUCGGUUACUCGCCAUUUACCGAUAACCUGACGCAAUUAUUCGCCUUCCUCUUCGGCGCGGCUACCGCGGGGAUUUAUUACAGUCCAGAACGACCGUCGUUGACCUCCGAACAAGUCAAAAGCGCCCAAAGCGGCUUCGCUAUCCUCCUCGGAUUCAUAUUCGUGCUCCCAUUUCUCCUUCUGUGCGUGGAUAGCCCGAUGAAAUCUGGAGGAUUAGACACGAAUAGCGUCGUAGACGGCUUCGCGUGCAUGCCGUCGGAAAUGAUGGGUUCUUGCCGAGACGACGUGUUGACUUGGCAAGAAUACUACGGGAUUCCGCCGUCGCCGGUGGCGACGCCGAUCAGUCCCCCGUUGCCGUCGCCGCCACCGCCACCGCCGUCGCCACCACCGUCGGACUAG
Messenger RNA from Bathycoccus prasinos, 2178 nucleotides. RefSeq lists its product with no specific name. Gene Ontology annotation, biological process: protein ubiquitination. Gene Ontology annotation, cellular component: membrane. The record is from RefSeq and is a predicted model, not a curated record. Bases 1 to 2178 code for a protein of 725 amino acids. Gene Ontology annotation, molecular function: ubiquitin protein ligase activity; serine-type endopeptidase activity. NCBI's taxonomy places the organism in Eukaryota, Viridiplantae, Chlorophyta, Mamiellophyceae, Mamiellales, Bathycoccaceae. The transcript has a single exon.